This is a messenger RNA of Astyanax mexicanus (Mexican tetra), 1375 nucleotides long. It is a transcript of the gene ngfb, whose product is annotated as nerve growth factor b (beta polypeptide). Gene Ontology annotation, molecular function: growth factor activity; nerve growth factor receptor binding. The record is from RefSeq and is a predicted model, not a curated record. The coding region runs from base 352 to 960 and encodes 202 amino acids. The transcript has 3 exons. Gene Ontology annotation, biological process: regulation of neuron differentiation; cell surface receptor protein tyrosine kinase signaling pathway; memory. NCBI's taxonomy places the organism in Eukaryota, Metazoa, Chordata, Actinopteri, Characiformes, Acestrorhamphidae.
AGGAAUCUAUUUCUCAACAGCUAUUACAGAGUUGUGCUGCAUUGGAUGACAGAAGGAUUUGGCUUCUCCAAAUUUGGAAUUUGUGAUCUUUGGGCAGAAUAAGGUUAUUCUGGAGCUUAUUCUGGAACUUGGAAUAACAUCAGCUCAUUUCAGAAUUCAGGGAGGUGACAGAAAAGGCACUGGCAAGGAUCACUGGAAGAAAUAAGAACACUAAGAACAUUUGAGAAAACUUGGAGGAGAUGAUCAGCUGAUGGUGGAUGCUCAGACCACAAUGACCCAACAACACUCGCCCUGAGGUCAGACUGGAAAGAACAGUUCACCUGGGCACGUCUCACAGGUCCCAGUGUGCCCAUGCAGUGGUCCAUGCUAGCCCUGCUGCUCCUGUUCUGCAGCCACACUUUGGCACUGCGAAUGGGUGAUGUCUGCCCACAGAACGGCAACCAGGAGCAGCAUGGCACCAGGACGACCCAACCCACACCCACUGUUGAUCCUAAACUCUUCAACAAAAGACGCUACCGCUCACCCCGUGUGCUGUUCAGUGAACAGCCGCCUGAUUCUGAGCCUGCGGAGAACAACGGAUCAAAGGGCAGGACAAGGCGGCGAGCAGGGUCGCAGCCCCAGCACCGCGGCGUGUAUUCAGUGUGUGAGAGCGUCAGCUUCUGGGUGGGGAAUAAGACCAAAGCAACAGACAUCUCAGGUAAUGAGGUGCUGGUGUUGCCUGAUGUCAACAUCAAUGACGUUAAGAAAAAGCAGUACUUCUUUGAGACCACCUGCAGCGGGGCCAGACCUGCGGGCUCGGGCUGUCUGGGCAUCGACGGGCGACACUGGAACUCGUACUGCACCAACUCACACACCUUUGUACGGGCAUUGACUUCCUUCAAGAACCUUGUGGCUUGGAGACUUAUUAGGAUCAAUGUGGCCUGCGUCUGCGUCCUCAGCCGUAAGUCCUGGAGACAGUGACCCUCUGCCUGCAGGCAGCCCACCUCUACCGCAAUACCAACCUUACCAUAAGCCAAUGAGUGCCAGCCUUAAGGAUCUCCAUAACAGCCCAGUAACAUCUAUAUACUGGAUCCUGGCUUUCAUGCUGAUGUUGUUACAUGUGUGACAUUCAGUACACAUCAAUCACAAGAGGUUUAUGAAGAACGCAUUAGUUCAACAUGCCUCAUUACUGUCAAUCAUUUAAUGGCUUUAUAUGACUUCAUGCAAAGUCAUAUGGUAAACAUUAUAGCAGAACAUUUUACUAUGCUAUUAUUGCUCCUGAUGGACAGUAUUGGUUGCCUUUGUGGUGACAGCAUGAGGACUGCAUGUAUUUCUGUACAAAUGUUGUUAAUGCUAUUGUUAUUUAUUAAAUCUGGAGCAUUCUGUUGUAUACUGA